AUGGAUGUUACGAAGACGGUCGGGGAGGACAACCCGCUGGCCUCCGCCGGCUUUUUCUCCAGGGUCUUCCUGUGCUGGCUGUCGCCCUUCCUGCACCUCAGCCACAAACGCCAGCUGGAGGAGAGCGACAUGUACAGCGUCCUUCCAGAGGAUCGCUCAGAGACGCUGGGAGAGGAGCUGCAGAGAUAUUGGGACCUUGAAGUCCGACGAGCGACCAAACAGCUCCACAAGCCGAGGCUGAGCAGAGUUCUCAUCAGCUGCUACGGGAAGCGGUUCGCCGCGGCCGGACUCUUUGUGUUUUUCAUUGAAGUGAUCAAAGUGAUCCAGCCUCUUCUCCUGGGGAAGAUCAUCCUGUACUUCGAGAACUACGACCCCGGCGACCAGAUGAGUCUUUACCUGGUGUACGCCUACGCUGCCGCCAUGUCGCUGUCCUCCUUCGCGCUGACCAUCCUCCAGCAUCUCUACUACUACAACCUCCAGAGGAUCGGCAUGAAGAUCCGAGUGGCCAUGUGUCACGUCAUCUACAGGAAGGCUCUUGGCCUCAGCAGCGAAUCGAUGGGAAGAACAACCACUGGACAAAUAGUCAACCUCCUCUCCAACGAUAUCAACCGGUUUGACGAGAUCCCUCUGAACCUGCACUACCUGUGGGUCGGGCCCCUGCAGGCCGUGGUCAUCCUCGUUCUCCUCUGGUUCGAGAUCGGACCCUCGUGCCUGGCCGGCGUGGCGGUCAUCCUGCUCAUGCUGCCCGUGCAAACCUGGUUCGGAAAGCUCUUCGGCAUCUUCAGGAGCAAAAUGGCCGUCCUGGCAGACAGUCGAAUCCGGAUCAUGAACGAGGUGGUUUCCGGCAUCAGGAUCAUCAAGAUGUACGCCUGGGAGAUCCCGUUCUCUGCUCUGGUCACGGAGGUCAGGAGGAAGGAAAUCAGUCAGGUGCUGAAGAGCUCCUACCUGCGAGGGCUCAACAUGGCCUCCUUCUUCGCCAGCAGCAAGAUCAUCGUGUUCGUUACCUUCACCGUCUACACUCUGCUGGGCAACGCCAUCACCGCCAGCACCGUGUUCGUCACCGUGUCCCUGUACGGGACCAUCAAGCUCACCGUCACCCUGUUCUUUCCCCUGGCGGUGGAGAAGCUGUCCGAGACGCUGGUGAGCGUGGGCAGGAUUCAGGAUUUCCUCCUCCUGGAUGAGGUGGAAAGGAAAAAAGUUGGACUGACUGUGAAGGAAAAGGACGAGGACAUGGUCAAGAUCGAGAAGCUCACCUGCUACUGGGACAAGACUUUAGAUGCACCUUCUUUGCUCAACAUCUCAGUCACGGCCAAGUUGCACCAGCUCGUGAUUGUAAUCGGACCAGUUGGGGCAGGAAAGUCGUCCCUGCUGAGCGCCAUCCUGGGAGAGCUGCCUCGUGAUACGGGGACGGUGAAAGUGGGCGGUCAGCUGACCUACGCCUGCCAGCAGCCCUGGGUGUUCCCGGGAACCAUCCGCAGCAACAUCCUGUUCGGGAGGGAGCUGAACGCCAAGCGGUACGAGAAAGUCCUCAACGCCUGCGCUCUGAAGAGGGAUCUGGAGCUGUUCCCAGAUGGAGACCUGACGCUGAUCGGAGACCGAGGAGCCACCCUCAGCGGGGGUCAGAAAGCUCGCAUCAACCUGGCGAGAGCUGUGUAUCAGGAGGCAGACAUCUACCUUCUGGAUGAUCCUUUGAGUGCAGUGGAUACAGAAGUGGGAAAACAUCUGUUUGAACAAUGCAUCUGCGGCCUGCUGAAGAACAAGUGUCGUAUCCUGGUCACACACCAGCUGCAGCAUCUGAGAGCGGCGGACCAGAUCCUGGUCCUCAAGGAGGGUCACAUCACGGCUCGGGGCACCUACAGCGAGCUGCAGAGCAUGGACCUGGACGUGGUGACGCUCCUGCGGAGCGAGGAGGAGCAGGACAAAUGGUCGCGCUCGGCCGAAUCGGACAAACUGUCCAUCCUGAGCCGGACGACUCGCUCCCUCAGCUCGCACUGCUCCCACAGCAGCCUGCUGCCUCCGGAGAGCAACGGCACCGACAAGCCGCCUGUCGAAACGUUGCGGGGCUUUGCGGAAGAGGCUCGGGCCGAAGGGAACGUCAGCGGCGACAUUUAUCUCAAGUAUUUCACCGCCGGCUGCCACUUUUUGGUGCUGAUCCUGAUCGUCCUGCUCAGUGUCGUCGCAGAGGUUGCAUACAUCCUGCAGGACUGGUGGUUGGUGUACUGGGCGAAGGAGGAGUAUUCCAACAGCACGGUCACAAAUGUGAACCUGAAAAACGCAGCCAACGUUACUCAUUCAGGUCAAGACAACAACCUGAAAUUUUACCUCGGCAUCUACGCAGGUUUGACGGCGGCCGCCGUGGUGUUCAGCUACGCCAGGAGCUUGGUGAUCUUUCACGUGCUGGUGAGAGCGGCUCAGACGCUGCACAACAGCAUGUUCAACGCCGUGCUGCGCACGCCCGUCCUCUUCUUCGACGUCAACCCCAUAGGGAGAAUCCUCAACAGGUUCUCCAAAGACAUCAGCCAAAUGGACUCGAUGCUUCCCAUCACAUUUAUGGAUUUCUAUCAAUUAUUUCUGCAGAACGUGGGCGUCGUUGCCGUGGCGGCCUCAGUCAUCCCUCUCAUCCUCAUCCCCGUCGUUCCGCUGCUCUUUUUCUUUUUGUACAUGAGACGCUUCUACCUCAGGACGUCGCGCGACGUCAAGCGCCUUGAAUCCACAACUCGGAGUCCCGUCUUCUCCCACCUGUCCUCGUCGCUGCAGGGCCUGUGGACCAUCCGGGCCUUCGGGGCCCAGGACAGGCUGAAGAGAGCCUUCGACGCCCAUCAAGACCUCCACUCAGAGGCGUGGUUUCUCUUCCUGAUGACCUCUCGCUGGUUCGCGCUCCGACUCGACAGCAUCUGCUCCAUUUUCAUCACCUUUGCGUCGUUUGGAUGCAUCCUGCUCCGAAACGGCCUGGAGGCUGGAGAGGUGGGCCUGGUGCUGACCUACGCCGUGACGCUGGUGGGGAACUUCCAGUGGACAGUGAGACAAAGCGCCGAGGUGGAGAACAUGAUGACCUCCGUGGAGAGGGUGGUGGAGUACACGGAGCUGAAGAGCGAAGCGGCCUGGGAGACGGAGCGGCGCCCGCCCGCCGACUGGCCGAGUCGAGGGAGCAUCACCUUCAGCAGGGUGAACUUCUCCUACAGCGCCGACGGCCCGACGGUCCUCCGGGACAUCAGCACCAGCUUUCAGCCCAACGAGAAGGUGGGGAUCGUCGGCAGGACGGGCGCGGGGAAGAGUUCCCUGAUCUCCGCUCUGUUCCGCCUGGCUGAGCCCCGGGGAACCAUCCUCAUCGACGGCGUGGUGACCUCUGAGAUCGGCCUCCACGACCUGCGCCGGAGGAUGUCCAUCAUUCCUCAGGAUCCGGUGCUGUUCACCGACACGGUGAGGAAGAACCUGGACCCGUUCAACCAGCACACUGACGAGAGCCUGUGGAGAGCCCUGGAGGAGGUGCAGCUGAAGUGCGUGGUGGAGGAGCUUCCCGCCAGGCUGGAGACCGUCCUGGCCGAGUCGGGCUCCAACUUCAGCGUUGGCCAGAGGCAGCUGGUGUGUCUGGCCAGGGCCAUACUGAGGAAGAACCGCAUCCUCAUUAUCGACGAGGCCACGGCCAACGUGGACCCCAGGACGGAUGAGCUGAUCCAGAAAACCAUUCGGGACAAGUUCAGAGAGUGCACCGUGCUCACCAUCGCCCACCGCCUCAACACCAUCAUCGACUGCGACCGCAUCCUGGUGCUGGACAGCGGCUCCAUCGUGGAGCUGGACAAACCCUUCAACCUGCUGAAGAACACGGACGGCGUGCUCUACAAGAUGGUGCAGCAGCUGGGCCAGGCCGAGGCGGCGGCGCUGCUGGAGCAGGCCAGGAAGGCCUCGCAGGAGACGCAGCGCUCCUCACAGUGUCCCGGGCGGAGGAGGACUUCAGAUUCAUGACGAACUCAACGCGAGGCCUUCUUUGAAAGACUUUGUCGAAAUACUAUUUUUAUUAUUUUUUUUUUUUUUUACCUUUCCAAGUGUGGGAACGGCCAGAGGAACAAGCUCGGUGUUGCGUUUUCCAGCGAAUGGCUUUAAAGAGAUACACUCCAGAGUCAGGGCAGUGGAAGCUUCUUCUUUUCACUGGAAUAAAAACUGUCACAUUUUUUAGGGUUUUUUUUUUUUUUGUACCACUUUCUUAUAAAGUUUGAGGAGUUUUUACUUAACUUGCAUUUUGUUGGUAAUUUAUUGCCUUGGGGUUGUUUUUUUUUUGUGAUUAUUUUAUGAGGUCUGCAGUAGUGUUUGUUGGACGUGUGACUGUGGAUUUAAUGUCUGAUUCAUCCAGUUUACCAGCUCUUUCUGAUUAAGAGUGAACUACAAAUUUUCCAGAAGCAGUUAACCUUCAGAUAGAACAGAAUUUUAAUACAUUUAGUAUUUCUAUGGAUUUUAAAAUUUAAAGUUUUCUAAAUGAUAUAAUUGAGGCAUCAAAGUUGUUACUUUUUGUUUUAUUAUAUGACUUUUUUUUUUGUUCUAAAGACGAUGACUUCUGUCAGAAAGUAGAAAGAAAUGAAAUAGACUUUUAAAAGUGGUUUGAUAAAAACACGUCACUUGAUAGAAACAAAACCAAGUUUAUGGUUUUUACACAUGAAAAAACAGGAUGGGAAAGUUUCUUUGUCUAUAGAUACAUAGAGUUAACUGCAGUUUCCUCAGUCUUGACUGAUGAAACGUAAAGAUCUAGUUGCGCUAUACUAGCUUACUUCAGAAGAUCAGGGCAACAGAAGGAAAUUUCAUUUCAAACAUCAAUUUUUCAGGACAAAUUUAAAAGAGGUGCAUUUCAAUAUGUGGUGUCAGAUUGUGGAUAAUUCGUUACAGACAGAGCUGAAGACGUGUGUUAAUACUGUUCACUUUAAAAAUUACAAUAUUUAGAGGGUAUGAACCUGAUGAAUGCUGCCUGUUAUGUAGACUGUAAAUGUAUGAGUGGGGAUGAUAAUGGAGUGCUGAUUGUGAAGUAAAUGACUGA
Molecule: messenger RNA, 5023 nt
Organism: Salarias fasciatus (jewelled blenny)
Lineage: Eukaryota; Metazoa; Chordata; Actinopteri; Blenniiformes; Blenniidae
Product: multidrug resistance-associated protein 4-like
Exons: 31
Coding region: 1-3963 (1320 amino acids)
Biological process (GO): transmembrane transport
Cellular component (GO): plasma membrane
Molecular function (GO): ATP hydrolysis activity; ABC-type transporter activity; ATP binding
Source: RefSeq, a predicted model, not a curated record